Messenger RNA from Astyanax mexicanus (Mexican tetra), 4734 nucleotides. Its product is annotated as serine/arginine-rich splicing factor 11. The coding region runs from base 3096 to 4094 and encodes 332 amino acids. Gene Ontology annotation, cellular component: nucleoplasm. NCBI's taxonomy places the organism in Eukaryota, Metazoa, Chordata, Actinopteri, Characiformes, Acestrorhamphidae. The record is from RefSeq and is a predicted model, not a curated record. Gene Ontology annotation, molecular function: RNA binding. The transcript is spliced from 11 exons.
UGACUCGACCAUGCCGGUGACGUCUCGGGUGUGCUUUGUGCGGUUCCAGGAGCAGGAGUCUGUGGGGGUGGCCCAGCACCUCACUAACACAGUGUUUGUGGACAGAGCUCUUAUAGUUGUGCCCUAUGCAGAAGGUUGGUACCGCAGUAAAAUUUGCCUGUUGAAAACAGUGUAGUCUCUGUGAGUUCCUCUUGCACAGACUUUAAAUCAGUGGCUCUUGCUGCUGAAAAUCUUAACCACUGAGUAAAGUCACUUUAGUCAAGUGCACACUCCACUGGACAGGUCCUGAGCAAGUGCUUACACAUGGACUUGUGCUCCAAAAGACCUGAAGUGGAUUGAGGUCAGCUUGGCUAUAAAAUGAUGCAUGUUUCAUUUAGUUUGUAAAAAAAAUGUCAGUUGAGGUUAGAUUUUAAAGCAGGGAUCUGCAGCUCCACGUCCUGGAGACCAGUGUGUUUAUGUGCACAGCUCACAUACUUCAUUUUUGUAAAACCCAUGGUUGGUGGUGAAAACUCUAAUUUUUAGAACAAAACCUCGGCUCAGUUUAGAGCUAUUUAUACUUGCACUUAAAAAUCUUUUUAUAGAAACUUUCAAGCAGAAAGCAGGCUGAUUUUUAAUAUACCUAAAUAUAGCCUAUAAUUACGGGAAAAUCUCUUAAACUGGAACAUAAUCACAUUUGGACUAAUUAAGGGAAAUACUAACUGCAGUGAGUUCAGUGUUUUUUUUUUUUGUGUUAAUAGCGUUACACAAGAUUUGCUGUAGAAGUUAUUUAUUAAAAAAUAUAUAAAUAUUGGUAUUUUGGUAGGCCAUUAUUGCUCAUUGUUCUCAAACCAAGACCACCUACAUCUCCAUUUAACACAACUUAAUUUCUUGGAAAACAGGACUACAUUGCGUCCUCACUUUUGUAUGUGCUUCUGUGGCAUUUUUCUCUGCUCAUUCUUUGCCAGUAGAGUUUUGUGUGCUCUGAAGAUCAAGCCCACCUGCAGAGGAGAGACUUAGACUGUGAGUAAGGUUCCUGCGAGAUAUGAGAGCACCUCACAGGCUUGGUCAGGGAUUUACUAAGCAGAACGUGCAGCAGGAGACAAGUGAAUGGUUCAUUUCACAAACUUGGUCUUUAAAUAUAUAUACAUAUCAUUUUUUUCCUUUCCCACCAGUUCUUCCCCAUGUUAGACUGUCUCCUAUUAAAAUGUUCUCUUGUUGUUUGUUUGUGUGUGGUUUUUGUAGUGGAGAAGGCAAACGCAGAGCCCCCUCCCUGAAGGCUGAAAGUGGUCCUCUCCCUGCCAACAGGCGACUGUAGGCAAUUACAAAACGCCAGCCGCCACGCCUUUUUGUCCCCCUCCCCUAUCUUUCUUUCUCUACUCUCUCUUCUGUCUCUCUGUAGGUAUUUUUAUGUUAACAGUGUGCAUAGUUUGCCAAAAAGGCCACUAUGCAUAGUUACCAACACUUAAGCAUUGUAGAUCUCUGCCAACCUCUUGUGUUGUUUUUUUUUGUUUGUCAAUCUCCACAUUUUACUGUAAUGCUCAGAGGAGGUGUCACCAUAUGGACUGAUUCACCAGAAAUGCACUUCUUUUUCCCUGGCUCUGCCAGUCCUGUUUACCAGGCCCAGCCGAAAAUACAGCCCUACAGUUUUGUCUCCUGCAGCCUUCUUUCUCGUGUUCUUUGUUUGAAAUGCGUUUUAAUGUGUUCUCUUUGUCAAGCUUUGUUUUAUUUAUUUAUUUAUUUUUACUGCUAACACAAUCAUGUGUAAUAAGUAUUAUAAUAAUUGAUGUUGGUAGGGAUGCACCGAAAUGUACAUUUGGCAAGUUUUCCCUAUAUUCUGCCACUUUUUUUUCACGUUUGAGCAAAUUGAACAGCAUAAAGUUGUUUUCUGUUAAGCUUUUCAAAGAAAAAGCAAUUUCAAACCACAUUUUUAUUAACAAAUAUUUUUAAGGAACCAGCAGAAAUGCUUUUUCUCUUUGCUUCAUUUGAGCUAUUCAUCUUGAAGGUAUAUCUGCUGUACUAUUUUAUGUUUUAGUUUUAACCUUACCCUAGUGGAGCUGUUCUAGUCUUACAUUUACCUCAGUAGUGCUAUUCUAAUGGCAGCCACUGCUGAAACAAAUCCUAAUGCAAUAUGCUGAAAUAUGACUGUCCAUAAAUUUCAUCUUAUUGCUCUAGUUAAUCAGUAGCCAAUUUUGGCUGAAUGGUUUCCGUUGCUACAUAUUCGGUGCAUCCCUAGAUGUUGGUGGAUUUGUGAAGUUCCCCCUCCCACAGAAAAUAAGUCUGAGUAUAUUUUAGGGCUUUUGUUGGGACUGAAAUAGGGAGAUGGUCUUAUUUAGCUUGUAAGGAAGUGUUCAAGUGUAAAGCAGCAUUGCUUGUUCAGCAUUUGUUAAACGUGCUGAAUUGUAGAUAAUGUUCCUGUGUGUCAUCAGGUAAGGACAGUCCCUAGCAAAAGCCCAGAUUUUAACUACGUGUAAGAGGAAAAACAUGUAGUUCUACCUGUCUUGUCAUUUUUAAAAAUGAUAUUCUGUGUAAAUCUGAAGCUCAUUACUGUUCUUCACAAUCUCUCAAAGUAUUUUUUUGUGUUGUGUAUCUCGAUCUUUCUCUGUGCUUUUAGCGAAGCUGCCAACGUGAGUCGCUUGUUCAUAAAACGUCUAUAUGAAAGUUGAAAGCACAUCCCCGGAGAAGCCACUGUGCUCGCUCACGUUUGGUUCAUGACUUAAAUUACACGCGUCCAGGUGAUCACAUCUUGGCAGUACCAACUGCAGUAGUGUGUCUUUUUUUUUUUUUAUGACAUUUCCCCAUCUUAGCUUCGCACACAGUGAUAAGUGACUUGGACAACGUUUUUUUGAUCAAAAGAUACCUAAUAAGAGAAAAGAGUCGCAGGUGGUAAUGACUUUGGGGGGCAAGUAUGUUUAUUGCUUGAAAAUCUGAAUGUUUUUUGAUGUUUUCCCUUAUUUAGCCUCUCCUGGUAUAUUUCUUGCUCUAAUUCUUACUCUUUUAAUCUUAAAGGUGUGAUUCCGGAUGAGUCGAAGGCUUUGUCUCUGCUGGCUCCUGCCAAUGCUGUUGCUGGGCUUCUUCCGGGUGGAGGACUGCUACCAACACCAAACCCUCUAGCUUCGAUGGCAGGUGUCCCAAUGGGUCUUGGCGGUCCUGCCAUGAUGCCAGGAGCUGGCAUGAAUCCCCAGGCUCUUUCGGCUGAACAGCUGCUGAAGUUAAUGUCGUCAGUGGAUCCCAAAUUGAACCCCAUGGCUGCAGGUAUGGCCCUGAAGGCAGAUGCUUCUAACAAGGAGAUUGAGGAGGCUAUGAAAAGAGUCAGAGAGGCCCAGUCUCUGAUCUCUGCUGCUAUAGAGCCUGGGAAUAAAAAAGACAGCAAGCGCAAGCAUUCCCGAUCCAGGUCCAGGUCUAGAUCCAGACGAAGGAGAUCACGCUCUCGCUCCCGUCAUAGGCGGUCCAGCAGCAGAUCCCGCAGGCGCUCCCGCUCCAGGAGCCGCAGGCGCUCCAGGAGUCCUAGAAGGAGGAGGUCCCGCUCCAGAGACAGGGGCCGACGCUCCACCAGCAAAUCCAGGGAUAGAAAGAAAGAGGAAAAAGACAAGAAACGCUCUAAAACGCCUCCAAAGAGCUACAGCACCGCCAGGAGAUCCAGAAGCACCAGCCGGCGACGCAGAAAGAGUCUUAGCCGGUCUCCCCGAAGAUCUCCUAAGAGAAAAGUAUCCAGAUCGCCAUCACCACGAAGACACAAGAAGGAAAAGAAGAGGGAUCGUGAGAGGGAAAAGGACCGGGAGCGUGACAGGGAUAAUAAGAGGUCUGAGCGAGAACGCAGCCGCGAGGACUCUGAUCGCUCCUCCAGCAAGAAGAAAAAGAGCAAAGAUAAGGAGAGGGAGAGGGAGAGAGAGCGGACGUCUGACAGUGAGAAACGAGAUGUGAAGGUCACACGAGACUAUGAUGAGGAAGAACAGGGCUACGACAGCGAGAAGGAGCGGGAGAUGAAGGAUUCUGAGGAUUCCGGCUCCUCCCCGACACAUUACGCAGAGGACGGUGAGGGUAAGCACAGCCCCAAACAGUCCAAGCAGAACGGUGACGACCACCAUGAAGAACAAGACAUGGAUGUGAGCGACUGAGGCAAUAUUACUGAAUGAACAUUGGAUGGAUUAAAUGAGAAAUAUUGUGAUUACUUUCGCCAACUUGGCUAUGUAUCUAUCCUACUUUAAUAACUUGAGAAUUUAAUGUUCUUAUCCUCCGUCUCACCCUGUGCUGAUUUAGACUGGCUCAUCCAGGUUAACUUAUAGUUGCGUUGCCCUUCCCCCGUCUGUCACAUGUAUUUGCCUUACAGAAGGGAAGGAGGUGUUUGGUUAAAGAGCAGAUUGGCCAGGCGUCACUCUGUAUCUGCCUCCCCUCAACUAUACUGUUUAUUUUAAGUGUUCCACCGACUGUCAUCUAAACGCAAUGAGUCGUUUUGUUUUUGUCUUGUUCAGUUGUCUUCUCACCCGUACUACCAUUCCUGAGAGAACAGGACAUGGUGUUGAUUGUCCACAAAAGUGUAUUGUUUUUUUGUUUUGGGAAUCCUUUUUUUGCCCUUCUCAAUGUUUUGAUACCAAUUUUCGGAAGGUAUGUCAUUUUAAAUAGAGUGGAUUCAUGAUGUAUGUAUAUGAUUAGUGAUUUAUAUCCUUAGGUAUCAUACUCUGUAGUCAGUCAUCCUGGACUUUAAAAGUGUCAAGUGAAUUUUUUAUACUGUAAAUAAACUCACUUGAGUGGAAAACA